ACGCACGCGCAUGCGCCCUUUAAAAAAACCGAGACCCUCCAGCGGCGAGGUCGAGUCGAGGGUGGGAAGAUGGUGAAGUUGACGGCGGAGCUGAUCGAGCAGGCGGCGCAGUAUACCAACGCCGUGCGGGACCGGGAGUUGGACCUGCGCGGAUAUAAAAUCCCUGUGAUAGAAAACCUGGGUGCCACCUUGGACCAGUUCGAUGCUAUUGAUUUCUCUGACAACGAAAUCCGAAAGUUAGAUGGAUUUCCUUUGCUGAGAAGGCUGAAAACGUUGCUGAUGAAUAAUAACAGAUUAAGCCGAAUCGGUGAAGGCCUUGAGCAGUCUUUGCCACAUCUCAAGGAACUUGUCCUCACUAACAAUAGCAUAAUGGAGUUGGGAGAUCUGGAUCCUUUGGCAACUAUCAAGUCAUUGACUUACCUGAGUAUUUUGAGGAAUCCGGUGACAAAUAAGAAACAUUAUAGGUUGUAUGUGAUCUACAAGGUUCCACAAGUCAGAGUGCUGGAUUUCCAAAAAGUGAAGUUAAAAGAGCGUCAGGAGGCAGAGAAAAUGUUCAAGGGCAAGCGGGGUGCACAGCUUGCAAAGGAUAUUGCCAGGAGAGCAAAAACUUUCAACCCAGGUGCUGGUUUGCCAGCUGACAAAAAGAAGGCUGGUCCAUCGCCAGGAGAUGUGGAGGCUAUCAAGAAUGCCAUUGCUAAUGCCACAACACUGGCUGAAGUAGAGAGGCUCAAGGGUUUGCUGCAAGCUGGCCAGAUACCCGGAAGGGACCGUAAAGGAGGCCCUUCAGAUGAGGCAGAAGAAGAGAUGGAGGAAGACACCGUUGCCAAUGGAUCGUAAAAGGGCUUUCCAUGUCGGGAUAGCCCACAUGAUGCUAUUGUACUAUCGUCCAUUUGUCAAAAUGUUUUGGUUUAUUGCUGAGAAGAUUUUGUUUUGUUUUUGUUUGGAAGCACUCUUGAGAAAUGUGAGCAGCAGUUUGUAAAUUUUAUACUGUACAUUUUCAAGUAAAAUAAACGUGUUGGUUUUUUUUAAUGCA
Molecule: messenger RNA, 1033 nt
Organism: Pogona vitticeps (central bearded dragon)
Lineage: Eukaryota; Metazoa; Chordata; Lepidosauria; Squamata; Agamidae
Gene: SNRPA1
Product: small nuclear ribonucleoprotein polypeptide A'
Biological process (GO): mRNA splicing, via spliceosome
Cellular component (GO): U2 snRNP
Molecular function (GO): U2 snRNA binding; protein binding
Source: RefSeq, a predicted model, not a curated record